AUGGAGCCAUCCGCACAAAAGCUCCAGCUGACAGCAUCAUCUCCCACCAAUUUAUCCAACUUCUGCCAAGGCUCUGAAAUGCCAACUAUGUCAAGGCCUGCACUCGAUGUCAAGGGUGGCACCUCACCUGUGAAGGAGGAUGCCAACCCUGAGAUGAGCUCGCUGGCCUACUCUAACCUGGGCACAAAAGAUCGCAAAGCAGUGGCCAUCCUGCACUACCCUGGGGUAGCCUCGAACGGAAGCAAGGCCAGUGGGGCUCCCACUAGUUCCUCGGGAUCGCCAUCUCCAAUAGGCUCUCCUACUGCCACCCCUCCCACUAAACCCCCACCCUUCAACCUGCACCCCGCCCCACAUCUGCUGGCCAGUAUGCAGCUGCAGAAACUUAAUAGCCAGUAUCAUGGGAUGGCUGCCGCCGCCGCCGCCGCCGCCGCCGCCACCGCCACCGCCACUCCAGGCCAACCUGGGGAGGCAGGGCCCCUACAAAACUGGGGCUUUGGGGCUCAGGCGGGAGGGGCGGGAUCACUCUCUCCUUCUACCGGUGCCCAGAGCCCUGCUAUCAUCGACUCGGACCCCGUGGAUGAGGAGGUGCUGAUGUCGCUGGUGGUGGAACUGGGACUGGACCGAGCCAAUGAGCUUCCGGAGCUGUGGCUGGGGCAGAAUGAGUUUGACUUCACUGCGGACUUUCCAUCUGGCUGCUGAUGAUGCUCGCUCUCCCUAAAGAUGGAGGAACAAAGCCACCGAUUCUGUUGUAAAUAAAAAAUAAAAAUUGCUU
This is a messenger RNA of Enhydra lutris kenyoni (northern sea otter), 772 nucleotides long. RefSeq names its product Cbp/p300 interacting transactivator with Glu/Asp rich carboxy-terminal domain 1 (gene CITED1). Gene Ontology annotation, cellular component: nucleus. The transcript is spliced from 3 exons. Gene Ontology annotation, biological process: regulation of DNA-templated transcription; melanocyte differentiation. The coding region runs from base 1 to 699 and encodes 232 amino acids. NCBI's taxonomy places the organism in Eukaryota, Metazoa, Chordata, Mammalia, Carnivora, Mustelidae. The record is from RefSeq and is a predicted model, not a curated record.